GAUGCUCGGCAGGGACUUUGCAAACUCUGCAAACGUCCUUAGCCGAUUACAGAGGCUCGAGGCUGUGGGAGGGGUCCCGCAGAACGGCAGAUUCUCGCAGCCCCAGAGACCCCCCCCCCCAUUUGCAUUCGCCUAUAGACCUCUACCAACCCCACCGCAGAGCAUCCCACCGCUCAUCUCUCUCGUCUGGGAGUUGGCCGUUAGGAAGCUGUGGCCCCUCGGUCCGGGAAACCCAGGUCCAGGGAAGCCGGGAGAAUCGUGGCGCUAGGAACAGCCUGGGGCGGCAGGAUGAGCUGGCGAGUAGGCUGAGCGCCCCGAGGAGCCAAUCCAGCCACCGCGGGGAACAUGGCAUCUUGGCUUUGGAGAAAGCUGCGUGGCAAGAAGCGAUUGGUGAUGACAUUCUGCCUCUUGAUGACUCUGUCUAUGGUGGCUGUCACCCACUUACCCCCGCAGCAUCCAGCUAUUGACUCUGGUCCCAUGGAGCCCCAGGGGGUAACUGGCACCCCUGCCCCCAACAGAUGGCAGGCUCUGAGCUCCAGCUGGAGGCAGCGGGCAAGAAACCUGAGGUUCCGGAGAGGCUGGGCCCUGCCCAAGAAUUCUGUCCCGGUGUGUGCUGAGGAGCCAGACCACAGAGGGACCAUGGAUAGCAGCAGGCAGUCCCAGGACAGGGACAGCAAACAUCCAGGGAGGGUCAGGAGGGACGUGACUUUGGCACCUCCAGGACAUUUGAGACUCAGUACACAGCAUCUUGUGCUCUUGAGGGAGGAUGAGGUCAGGGGUCCAGGAGCCAAAGACCUGGACUCCCCCUGGCAUGACAGUCCCCUCCAGAAGGCACAGAGUGAGAUGGGCACCCCAGAUGCCCCCCUGGCAAGGUGUGACACGGCAGCGUUAAGGGCUUGGAGAUCUACCGCUAGACCGACCCUCCAGCCCCAUCCAGCAGAAGGUGGGAAUCUGCCAGGAGAUGGGAACAGAGCCUUGACUGCUGGACCACAAGCAGGGCGUCCUGCCCCAGCUGCAGGUGCUCAUUGGUGGCCUGGCUCUGUUGGGGAGCUGCAAAGAUCUGUCUGGUGUGACGCUGAGACCCCUGGAUUGUUGAGUGGCUCAAGGACUAGGGGGCAGGUCCCCCCAUGGCUCACAGAGCACGAUGUACGGACCCUUCAGCUGUUGGCUCAGGGGGAGGUGGUGGGCAAAGCCAGGGUGCCUGGCCAUGGGCAGGUGCUGCAGGUUGGCUUCUCUGCCAAGGGUGUCCUUCAGAACAUAUCUCCUGGGCUCAGCCAGCUCUGCUCCCAGGGACUCUGUGGCCUGAUCAAGAGGCCUGGGGACCUGUCUGAGGUCCUGUCCUUCCACGUGGAUCGCGUGCUGGGACUGUGCCGGAGCCUACCCGCCGUGGCCAGGCGCUUCUACAACCCUCUGCUGCCCUACCGCUACACAGAUGGUGGUGCAAGGCCUGUUAUCUGGUGGGCACCUGAUGUGCAGCACCUGGGUGACCCAGACAACGACCAGAACUCUCUGGCCUUGGGCUGGCUGCAGUACCAGGCCUUGCUGGCACGUGGCUGCAGUCAGCCAGACCAGGACCCGUGCCUGGACAUCCACCACGCUGAGUGGGCACGCCUGGCACUCUUCGACUUCCUGCUGCAGGUCCAUGACCGCCUGGAUCGCUACUGCUGCGGCUUUGAGCCCGAGCCCUCGGACCCCUGUGUGGAAGAGAGGCUUCGAGAGAAGUGCCGGAACCCGAGGGAACUACGGCUGGUCCACAUCCUGGUCCGGAGCAGUGAUCCAUCUCAUCUGGUCUUCAUCGAUAACGCUGGCAACCUUCAGCACCCUGAGCACAAGCUGAACUUCCGGCUGCUGGAGGGCAUCAGUGGGUUUCCUGAGUCUGUUGUGAAGGUUCUUGCAUCAGGGUGUCUACAGAAUAUGCUGCUCAAGUCGCUGCAGAUGGACCCUGUGUUCUGGGAAAGCCAAGGAGGACAACAGGGCCUGCAGCAGGUUCUCCAGACACUGGAGCGGCGAGGACAGAUCCUGCUGGGCCAUAUCCGGACACACAACCUGACACUCUUUGGGGAUGAGGGCCCAUGAGCACCCCACAGGCUGGGUGGGACUCUCACCUCGCUGUGGGUAGGCACGCCUGACAACACGACAUGAAUGGGUGAGUGUCCAUCCUCACAGCCACAUUUUCUGGGGUUCACCCAUCUCGAAGACAAAAGGGAAAAGCCAGAAACCAGGGGGGCACCGUGGAUGCCACAGAAUGUGUUACCCAUUUGAGACAGAAGAGGUGGUGGUGACUGUUGGGUUUUUGAUCUCAUUACAUUCCUUUCUGCCUGCUCAGCUCUGGCUCUUUACUCCCUUGCACCAAUAAAUACAUUAAAAAAUG
Molecule: messenger RNA, 2371 nt
Organism: Phacochoerus africanus (Common warthog)
Lineage: Eukaryota; Metazoa; Chordata; Mammalia; Artiodactyla; Suidae
Gene: GASK1A
Product: golgi associated kinase 1A
Exons: 5
Coding region: 346-2076 (576 amino acids)
Cellular component (GO): Golgi apparatus
Source: RefSeq, a predicted model, not a curated record